CUUCUAUUAAUAAAAUGCCCCUCCUCCCGGCCUCUCGUCCUCCCCUCCUCUCUCUUUCUGGAGAAGAAAAGGGAAGACGUACACCAAGUUCAAGAAGAAAGCUUUGUAUUCUUAUGGGUUGUGUGUGAAUUCUAAAACCAAGGCAAAGCAAAAGUCUUCCCUUUUACACCUUUCAAUCUCCGACAAAUGGAGGAUUAACAAUCUAGGGCUUCAUAUCUCAACAAAGUCUACCGAGGUCUGUUCCUUUGGUGCUCCUCUAACUUCAGUUUCUAUCUUUUUCCCUAAUGAUAUAGCUCCUGUGCUUAAUUUGAUUUUCUGGGCUCAAUUUUUCUUCUUCAUAAAUUAAAGCCUUUGGGGUGCUUAAUUAAUUUCUUGGGAUUUUUAUUAAAAGGGAAUUCUUUUGUGGCACCCAAAAAUGAUCGUGGGCUUUGUGUUUUUACCCUGAAGAUCUUUUACUAAACUAGGUUCUUGUGAUUUUUGGAGUUCUUUUGCUCUGCUUUUGCCUGGUUACUUUGGCUUUUGGCCCUUUUGGUGAUUAAGAUAUUUCUGGGAGAGUGGGACUAUUAUGGAGGAGGUUGAAGAAGCUAACAAAGAAGCUGUGGAGAGCUGCCAUAGAGUUCUGGGUUUGUUGUCUCAACCCCAAGAUCAGGUCCAGUGUAGGAAUUUAACGGUUGAAACUGGAGAGGCUGUGUUUAGGUUCAAGAGAGUUAUUUCUCUUCUAAAUUCUGGGUUAGGUCAUGCCAGAGUUAGGAAACUCAAGAAAUUACUGACCCCUUUAUCCCAAAGCAUCCUUUUAGAUAACCCACACCAUGGGACUGAUCUUCCAUCCAAGAAUUUUCAGUUUCUCCAAUCUGGUAGUUACUUUGAUAGCCACCCAAUUCAGGAAUUGGGUUCAAAUGCUAAGAAUUCCCUUUGUUUUGGGGCCCCACCUUUGGAGCUGAGUUCAAACGGGAAAAACCCUCUUCACCUUCCCCAACAAACACCGUCAACACAUUAUCACUUCCUUCAGCAACAACAACGAUUACAGCUCCAACAGCAGCAGCAAGCUGAGAUGAUGUUUAGAAGGAGCAAUAGUGGGAUUAAUCUGAACUUUGAUAACUCUAGCUGUACGCCUACAAUGUCAUCUACUAGAUCUUUCAUAUCUUCCUUGAGUAUAGAUGGUAGUGUGGCUAAUUUAGAAGGAAGUGCGUUUCAUUUGAAUGGGGCACCUCGGUCCUUGGAUCAGAGUUCACAGCAACACAAGAGAAAGUGUUCUGGAAGGGGAGAAGAUGGGAGUGUGAAAUGCGGAAUCAGUGGAAGAUGCCAUUGCUCAAAGAAGAGGAAACAUAGGGUAAAGAGGUCAAUCAAGGUACCUGCUAUUAGCAACAAGCUUGCUGAUAUACCUCCUGAUGAUUAUUCGUGGAGGAAGUAUGGGCAGAAGCCAAUCAAGGGUUCUCCUCAUCCUAGGGGAUAUUAUAAAUGUAGCAGCAUGAGAGGUUGUCCUGCAAGGAAGCAUGUUGAGAGGUGCUCGGAAGACCCAUCCAUGCUUAUUGUUAGUUACGAAGGUGAACAUAACCACCCAAGGAUACCAUCACAAUCCGCAAACACAUAGUCCUUAUGUGGCGCUUUCAAGCCUCGCACCUUUUGAUUAGUCUAAACUCAUUUAUUGGAUGGCUUCUGUACAUAUUUUUCCUUUUCUUAAAGAUCUUUUUUUUUUCCUCGACUCUUUGGCGUUGGCUCUUCAAAGUCUUAUUACCAAUUAGGCCAGCAAGCUUGAAGCAAAACACCAAUCAAAAGGAAAAUUUAGAAAUGGGGCUUUAAAUUGUGAGAACUUUUUCAUUUUCCAUGAAUCAAUGUUUGAAACAGUUCCAGAUA
Molecule: messenger RNA, 1854 nt
Organism: Hevea brasiliensis (rubber tree)
Lineage: Eukaryota; Viridiplantae; Streptophyta; Magnoliopsida; Malpighiales; Euphorbiaceae
Product: probable WRKY transcription factor 21
Exons: 3
Coding region: 566-1591 (341 amino acids)
Biological process (GO): regulation of DNA-templated transcription
Molecular function (GO): DNA-binding transcription factor activity; sequence-specific DNA binding
Source: RefSeq, a predicted model, not a curated record